This is a messenger RNA of Pogona vitticeps (central bearded dragon), 2816 nucleotides long. It is a transcript of the gene RINT1, whose product is annotated as RAD50 interactor 1. The record is from RefSeq and is a predicted model, not a curated record. Gene Ontology annotation, cellular component: Dsl1/NZR complex. Lineage: Eukaryota; Metazoa; Chordata; Lepidosauria; Squamata; Agamidae. Gene Ontology annotation, biological process: regulation of ER to Golgi vesicle-mediated transport; retrograde vesicle-mediated transport, Golgi to endoplasmic reticulum; endoplasmic reticulum to Golgi vesicle-mediated transport.
GCGCCUUGUUAUUCCCGCCCCUUUCCGGAGUUACAGCUGACGGUGUUGGGCGGGCUGAGGAGGCUGCUGGGGGAGGAGGGGGGUGCCGCCGCGUCAAGCCACAGCAGAAGGGGGCGUGGCCACGGGCUGCAGGCGCCUGAAUGGAUUUCUCUUCUGGAAAGACUUCCUUGGUGUAACAUCUGGUCUCAGCACCAUACAGUUGUUAAUUGCACUGGUACUGUGGGUGACGAGGUCUGCUCAUUGGCCAGCUUUCUAACCCUAUCAGAAUACUGCUCAUGACUUUGUGUGUAUUGGAGAUGGCACAACCACCAUUCAAAAGUGAAGAACCUUUCAUUCCUAAAGAGCAGGAGACAAACAAAGAAGAAGGAUCAGGGGAAGAAGCGGAAGAUCCUGAAGAAGCUCAGCUAUUCUGCCCUACAGAUGGUACUAAGCUGGAAGCUCUUAACACUGGAGAAGAAAGCAUGCCUAGGGACCCAGAGUGCUGUGAUAUUCCUUUCUAUGUGUCUGAAUUUGUGGAAAGGGAGGUUGGCAUUGACUGUGAGUCACUAAGCAAGGUUGGUCACCUUAUUGAGCAGCUGUCAGAAAGCAAAAUGAAGUUAGAAGAACAGGUGCUCACGGUUUCAUCUGAAGUUCCCAAAAGAAUUCAGAAAGCCUUACAGAAUGCAGAAGAUUCUAAGAAGUCACUCUGUCAACUUCUAGAAAAAGAAAGAGUUUUGCAUGAUUCCAUUAAUAACCACUUGUUGACAUCCAAGCCAUGGAUGGAGGAUCUUGGUGUACUCAUAAGUCAGAUAAAAGAAGUUGAACGGCACCUUGCUUAUUUGAAAUGGAUUUCACAAAUAGAAGAGUUAAGUGACAACAUUCAACAAUAUCUUAUGACCAACAAUGUUCCAGAUGCUGCAACUACUCUGGUAUCCAUGGCUGAAUUAGAUAUAAAGCUUCAGGAGUCUUCAUGUUCUCAUCUUCUCACUUUUAUGAGAUCUACUGUUCAAUUCUGGCACAAGAUACUGAAAGAUAAACUCUCAAGUGACUUUGAGGAAACUUUAACUCACCUUCAUUGGCCAUUCAUUGGACCAGCACAGUCUCAGCCUUUUGGCUUGGCUACAUCACCUGCCAAUGCUGCUGAGAUAUUCAAUAACUUUGAGACACUGUUUUCUCAACUUCUGAAGCUGCAAACUUCCGAUGAACUGUUAACCAAGCCUAAGCAGCUUCCAGAAAAGUACCUUCUUCCUCCUUCUCCACCUAUUAUAUUGCCAAUGCAGAUGAUGCUGGCACCUCUUCAGAAAAGAUUCAAGUAUCAUUUCACAGGGAAUAGACAGACAAAUGUUUUAAGCAAGCCUGAAUGGUAUCUAACCCAGGUGCUCAUGUGGAUUGGAAAUCAUGCUAAGUUUCUUGAAGACAAAGUCCAGCCAAUAUUGGACAAGGCAGGCUCGCCAGUCAAUGCAAGAGUGGAGUUUUCCCGAGCUCUGGUGAUGCUGAUCCUGGAGAAGUUGGCUACUGAUAUUCCUUGCUUGUUGUAUGAUGACAAUCUCUUCUGUCAUCUGGUGGAUGAAGUACUUCUGUUUGAGAGAGAACUGCACAGUGUUCAUGGAUAUCUCAGCAGCUUUCCCAGCUGUAUGCACAUUUUGUCCGAGGAAACCUAUUUUCAGAGAUGGUUAACUGUGGAAAGAAAAUUUGCUCUUCAAAAGAUGGACUCCAUGCUUUCAUCUGAAGGUGCCUGGAUAUCGCAGUAUAAAGAUAUCACUGAUGUAGAUGAAAUGAAAGUCCCAGACUGUGCUGAAACUUUUAUGACUUUGCUCCUGGUUAUCACAGAUAGGUAUAAGCAUCUCCCUACAGCUGCCAGAAAGCUACAGUUCCUAGAGUUACAAAAAGAAUUGGUGGAUGACUUCAGGAUACGACUUACUCAAGUGAUGAAGGAAGAAACCAGAGCACCUUUAGCUUUCCGGUAUUGUGCAAUCCUUAAUGCCGUCAACUACAUCGCAACUGUUUUAGCAGACUGGGCUGACAAUCUUUUCUUCUUGCAGCUUCAGCAGGCAGCCUUGGAAGUAGACAGCAACACACUUAGUAAGCUACAGCUCGGACAACUGGCUUCUAUGGAAAGCUCUGUCUUUGAUGACAUGAUUAACCUCUUGGAACGCCUGAAACAUGAUAUGCUCACUCGCCAAGUAGAUCAUGUCUUCAGGGAGGUCAAAGAUGCUGCUAAGAUGUACAGAAAAGAAAGGUGGCUCUCUUUGCCAUCCCAAUCAGAACAGGCAAUGAUGACCCUGUCAACGACUGCCUGCCCGCUGCUGCUUACCUUGCGAGACCGGCUACUACAACUAGAGCAGCAGCUUUGCUACUCAUUAUUCAAAAUCUUCUGGCAAAUGCUUGCAGAGAAGGUGGAUUUGUUUAUCUAUCAAGAAGUAAUUUUGGCCAAUCACUUCAAUGAAGGAGGAGCAGCACAACUCCAGUUUGACAUGACUAGGAACCUUUUCCCUUUAUUUUCACAUUACUGCAAGCGACCAGAGAAUUAUUUUAAACACAUAAAAGAGGCUUGUAUUGUACUGAAUUUAAAUGUUGGCUCAGCCCUGCUCUUGAAAGAUGUGCUGCAGUCGGCCACUGAAAACAGAACUGGUACCAUCUUGAAUUCAGAUCAGCCCACUGCUGUAGCAGCUUUAAAUGAACUUGGAAUUUACAAGUUAGCUCAACAGGAUGUUGAGAUUCUUCUUAACCUAAGAACAAACUGGCCUGUUACUGCGAAAUAAGUCAAAUAAUUAAGUAGACAGAGAUAAUCCACGUUGUAUUAAUAAAAAAAACAUUGACCUUUCAAUGAUAAAUCA